Babesia ovata is the source of this 16047-nucleotide messenger RNA. RefSeq lists its product as uncharacterized. Lineage: Eukaryota; Apicomplexa; Aconoidasida; Piroplasmida; Babesiidae. The record is from RefSeq and is a predicted model, not a curated record. Bases 1 to 16047 code for a protein of 5348 amino acids. The transcript has 5 exons.
AUGACUACACUCAAAACAGCGGUAAGUACAAUUUUAGACGCUCAUUCUGUUUCAGGUACACCGGACGCCAAGAAAAUUGGACUGGCCGAGGAGCUGGUCGACAAGAAGGCCUUGGAAUGUCGGCAAUACGCCGAGCACUUUACUAGCACAUUAGACACACAUAAGACUGAUGAAAAAACUAAGAAAGCACUUAAUGACUUAAAUGAUAAAUUACGUGAUAAAAUUGAAUAUGUUCGUAGUACUGUUCAGUACGAAGCCGAGCGCCUUGAGAAGGCGCGUAGGCAGGAAAGAGAAGAUACGGCAGAGAGGACGAAAAAAGUUGUUGAAGUGAUGAAAAAGUGUGGAGAAGAUAUUAAUACGCAUAUUACCACGGAAGUGACUCAGCUCGUCAGGAAUUUUAAAUCUUUGGUUAGUGAUAUUUUGCAGGCUCUUCAGAAACUUAGCAAGGAGUUGCGACAGCAUGUCGUGGCACUGGGUAAGUGGAUUGGCGAUGCAGAUGCCGCGGUUCAAAAGGCGUUGAGCAGGGUGGAAGAAAUAAUAAAGGAAGCAAAUGCAGGCGAUUCAAGCAAAUUCCCUUCCCAACUUGUGGCGGCCGCGGAUCAGCUGAAAAUGCAGGCAGACUUAUUAUAUGCAUCUGGCAGUGCGGCGAAGGAGAAGGUUGAACAAAAGGUUACCGCGGCGCUUAAGGCUGUGAACACUUUGAACGACGCAGUUAAGGAUAGUUUGAAUGAGGUGAAAGUGCAGAUUCAGAUUGGGAUUGGGAAGUAUGUUCAGGCGUUGGGGAGAGCAUUUAAGGAGGGUGUGGAGAAGGCAAAUGGUUGGAGCGGUGACGGUAAGAAAGGUGUAGAUGCUUUUAAGGAAGCUUUAAAUGACAAAGACGGUGCAUUGUACAAAUUGCUCAACGUUGGAAAUAGAGACAGUCCUAAUUUCCGGGAUAAUUUUGCAUGGCUACUGGAAGCAAUUCAUAGCCAUAUUAAAGGACAUCUGGAUUUGAUUAAGGAUGACCAGCACCUGUCUAAUGCCCUCACCGAUUACAUUAUGAAAGCAGUCGAUGAACAGUUGCCGCAGGAGCAGGCGGAUAGGGGUUCAGAUAGAGUUGACUUAUCCAAGAGUAUACACUUCAGCAGUUAUAAGAGGUACAUCAAACAACCUAUCAACGAUGCCGACGAUCCACAAGGCACUUUUCCACAGACGAUCAAGGACAUUAGAAGUGACGUUACCACCGCGCUGACAAACAUCGACGAUCACAAUAUCCAAGUCGCGGAACAGUUACGGUUGGUCAACCAGCACCUUAGCAACCUGUGCUAUGCCAUUCAAAACGCCGCUGGACUUGGCCCGGAAUGCGCGAAAAGCAAAUUGGAAGAGCUGAAGAUCAAGUUUUUUGCGCAGUCGACGGACGCCCAAGGCAGCAUUAACAAAAUUCACAGCGAUAUCAGCAAGCUGCAAAAAAGUCUGGAAAGCGGGCCAAUUGGCUUGUGUAAUAAAUUCCUUGGACACCACGCCGAGCGAUUACGCAGUUCAACCAUCGAAACGCUUAUACAACAGGUAAACAAAGAAGUCGACAAGGUGCAUAAUAUUAUGACAAUUCACUUCCAGAAACAGUACGUUGACUCCAUAAAACGUUUGCUUACAUCUUUUGCGGAGAAGGUGGAGGAGGAGUUAAAACCUUUGCCAAAAGAUAUUUUACAUGACUUAACACUAGGCCACAAGGCCUUCAUGUCCAAAUUUGCAGAGCAUUUUAUUACAAACCCUAAAUCAAUCGUAGGUAUUAAGGGCAUUGAAAAUACACCUUCGCAAGAGAAAUCUCCGCUCAGCCACGCGACUUCAAAAUUAUACAUGUCGUUUAGGCUUUUCUUCCGUGAUUACCAAAAGAACAUAGACUUCAGUAAAGACUUUAGAAAAAUUGAGGCAUCGAAGGAUGCAUUGCAGAAAAUGCUGGCAGAGCUCAUAACAUCGCAGCACUUCAGCCACGAAUUUAGCAAUAACUUACAAUCACUUACUAAUCAACUUGGCGAGCUUCACCCAUCUGAAUUCGGUGCAUCUUCGACUCCCAUGUUACAGUCACUUAAGGAGGGAAUAAUUGCCCUAGUCGGCGAACUAGGCAGGGCGUACGUCUCGCGGUAUUCGCAGAGGACUAUCGAGUGGGACAAAAUCGGCCAGGCAGAGAAAGAAAAGUACGCUAAAAUCGCCUUGACCCUUACGCCAGUCGUGUAUCAUGAAUUAACUGCGCUGAAGGAAGGACUUGAGAAUGGUUGGGAAAGUUACAAAAUAUAUGACUCUUCUAACUCCAAUCACAGUCUGCAUAAAUUAUUCUUCGCUUACAACGGGUAUGAUGUUGGCCGCCCGGCCGAAAGCCCAUAUGGCGAGUUAAAUCACAAAAAAGAUUUCAAUGGUAGUAAUAUUCUUGCACAUCUUAAUAAUGAAAGACAUAAGCUGUAUAGUAAAAUUACAACUCCCAUCACCGUUAUGUCUGAUUCCCAAAUCCAGUCGGAUGAGCCUCCACUCACCAUUGAAGAGGAAAACGGUGUCGUCCGACAACUAUUUGAUCACCUCAAUAAAUACUUCGGAGUCUGUCACUUAAAUUACAUUGACAAACCCAGGUCACCGUGUAGCAUCUAUGACAUGUCCCUAUGGCUCUCCGGCCUUCCGCAUAAUCCUGUUUACGAAAAGCUUAAGCAGCAGAUUAAGACGAUGUUUGAAGUACCAAGUGAGACAGAUCCUUCAAUUAAGACUGUGGAGGCCAUCGCAGCCUAUCCAAAACCAUUUACACAUGAUGAAAUACACGAGGCACUUAGAGAUGUUACAUCUAACGCUUAUGCACUGCUGACUGGUGUGCUCGGGCACGGAGAUGCUGAAACGUUUUAUGCGUGCGAGUUCCCUAGCAACUCCCUCAGCCUGAAAUAUCCCAGUUCCGGCGCCGAGUGUCUCGACAUGUUGCUUGAUAUCCUACGACGGAUGUUCCCGGUGCUCACAUUCUUGCAUACUAAGUGUGGUCUACGUGAUAAGCACGGUGGAUGGCGUGACUGCUACUACGGCAAGGAUAUCAGGUCAACCAAAUUCUCGUGCAACGAGCAUGUUACCGACAAAGCUAGGUGCCAACCAAACAACAAAGUUGCGUGCCAACCAACCUCUCCACUUAUGUCUUACCUAAACGACAGUUUACACGGUCACUUGCCUCAUGAUGUAACCUCUAUUGGUUGCAAAUCAUCGUGUUCCACGUGCUCUAAAAACCCACCUGGAAUGCCGUGUCUCCCUCCCCUCGGCUUCAGAGCAUUUUCGAAUAGCACGCAUACAGGGAGAGACCUGUGUUCAUUACUUGGCAAACUAUGCGGUGCUGAUGGCGUGUUCACAAGACUCUAUGCGCCACUUGCUUGCCUUCUCAAUCGUGCACCUAAGACGUUCCCUGAUAUAUUCUCAUUCUAUUACCAAGUCGUCAGACCAUGGAAUUUGAUGUCAUCCAGAGUUAAACCAUUAAAUGUAAUUCAACAAGCAAUCGCCGACAAAAUCACGUCUACCGUGGGCUGCGAUUCUAGUGAUGCUGUGUCGUUACUCGAUUCAUGUCGCAAAAUGUAUGACUCUCCAUCGCACUUUUUGCAUGACGUUAAUAGUGGUUGCGAUAUUGGCUACCUUGUUGGCUGCGGUCAGUCCGACUGCGGUUACAUCAUGCGCCCGCUCAACGCAUCGGCCUACUCCAUGUUUGCUCCUAAGUUUGCCAGCAGUUAUCUGUCGUGUCUGCUUUACGCUUGUUCAAAUAUUUACAACUUCCUCGAUCAGCUGAAAAAUUCUUUCUGCGACAUUUCCUGCUACGAUCACCAGUGUGGUCCAUGCCUUAACAGUGCCGGUUGUGUAACUAACAGGCAUGGCACAAAGCCAUGUGGGUGCGCAUCCAUUGUCCACUGCCGAGGAGUGUCAUCGGUGUUAUACAGAUAUGGCUUAGCAUAUGCCGAUGCCGCCGGCAGAAGCCAAAUUAAAUGUCAGGAUUUCUGCACAGCACUAGACAAAAUAUUGCAAUCGCAGACGUUGAAGAAUUUCUUGAGUGCCAUCGAUGAAUUCAUGGCUUUGGAUAUUUUCCUUGCUCUACCUGCUGCACAUCGCCGUCGUCCGCCUCGACGUCCUGAGGAUACGCUCACACCUGAGAUCGCCCGCAAGCCACCGCAUCGCCGCCCAGUCCCUCCUCGCCGCCGCACGCGUCAAGGCACUCGCCAACGUCAAUCUCAUCAGGCUUCCUUGAACUCUCUUGAUACACUGAGUGAGCUUUGUGGAUAUGCUGAUAAAAUUCAUAAUAAUCGUGUUGACGAAAAUCCUUCUAAAAUCCUUCUAAAUAACCUGUGCUCUGGCUUGGAGAAGUUCCUUGGUUACCAAGAAACUUCCAAAGGCUACGAUGGCAAGGGAAUUGUGUACUCGGACCUUGACAGGCUCUGCGACGGGGUGAUGUCUUUCCUUCAUGGUGUUUUAAAUGAAGUUUAUAAAAAUAAUAACCUUUCGCCUUAUAAAGAGACGUUAAAAAAUGCUGUAAGUGAUUUGGAAACUCAUCGUAAUAAUGGCAAAACAGGUUUGCGUGAUGUGAUUGACAGUGUGAAGAGGGGGAUUGAGAGGUGGUUGGAAGGUGUCACGUUGUCCAACAAAAAUGUCAGCAAGUAUAUACGCAGCGUUGAAACUACAUUGCCGGAACUUAUUAAUGCCAUUACAGGUUUGGGAAAUGUUGAUUAUGAGAACGUUAUUGACAAGCUCUCUCCUAAUAAAGGUAGGCUGUUCGAAUGGGUCAAGGAGGUCGCAAAGUUUACUAACCACUCCGGUACAUCAGUGAUAAAUCUUAGAUUCCUUGAUGAAAAGCUUCGGAAUAAAAUAAGCCCCCAUGUUAAUUUGGUUGCAGAUGCGGUUAGAACCUUCGUUAUCUCCAAUGAUGGAGAUUACGAGGGCCUUCGUCUGGUGUGUAAUAAAGUUGACAAAGAGAUAACAGCUAUUAAGACCGAAACAAACAGAGUUUCUAACGAGCAGCAAAACAAUUGUAUAAGUGAUUUACAGCUGGAAUUUUUCAAAAAAAUUCAAGGGCCCAUAAGGAGUGUCGAAGGGAAAUUGGAUGAAGUCCAAGAUAACUUGCAAAAGUGGUUUCAGAAGACUAAAUCGUUAGUAAGCGGCAUAAUAACCACGACAAAAAUCGUUUAUGAUAGGUUGAAUCCUGAUGAAAAAAAGAAUGACAAUACAGGAACUACGCUUGGGAAAAACAUUGACGGAAUCGCGCAAGCGAAUGCGCAGAUUCAACAGGCGCAUGGAACGCUUACCAAUAAGGUUCCGGCAAUGGGAAGUUGGAUCACUAAAGCAGCGGAGAUACGUUUGGCAGCGGAGACGAAGGCUAACUUAGUUUUGGACCAGGUAGAUGAUACGAAAAGUAAAACUCAAAUCACUAUAAAUGCCGAAUUGUUAAAAAACAAAGCGACAAACCUCUUGAAGGCUUUGGAGUUGGCGCAUCAGGCUAUACAGGCGAAGGUGAGUGAUGCGCAGGAGAAAGUUAAUAAGUUGGAUAGUGAACUGAAAGAAAAGUUGUUGACCUUGAAUCUUGCUAUCCAGAGGGGAAUUAGGGAGUAUGUUGCAAAUACGGUUAUUAAGGUUUUUGACGCUGCUAAGAUGGUGACUUUAAAAAAUAAACUUAAUUAUAAUGAAGGUUUCACCGGUGGUCAAGAGGCACUGAAAGGCGAUGGUGGUUUGACUGCUGGUCCUUUGAAGACGUGGGUUACACAGCUCAGCGGGACUGAGCUGGAUUCGUUAGAAAGUGUUCUUUUCUAUCUCCAACAUAGCGUCAAAAAACAAAAUGGCGACACAUUUCCAAAAAUCGACGACAAUAAUCCCCUCAUCCAAGCCCUUAACAAUGACCUUGGGAGCAAAGUGGAUGCGGAGUUGCCGUGGGACAAACCAGAUCCGUCAAAAUUCCCAGGAUUAGUUACUCCGCAUGUGAAAAUUGACGAAACUCCAAGUCUGAAGACUUAUUCAGAGAAAAAGCAACAGCUUUCCGAUGCUCUCCCCAAGUUCCUGGAUGAGGGUCUAGAGAACAUUUUCAGGACAACUGGUGAAGUCGAAAAUUUCACUGACUUUGAAAAUAAAAAGACACCUCUCACAGAAGCGCUAAGCAGGAUAACUCAGAAAAUUAGAGAGCUAAAGAAAUACCUGAAAAAUGAAGAACCUGGCGCAACUGAGGUAGACAAUGGCGUAUUGCAACGUUUAGAAGCCUUGAAAAGGGGACUGACAACGGAGACAAAUUGGCAGUUAAAUACAGAUGGCACUUACAUAAAUGGCCUUGGUAAAAUUAAAAGUGACAUUGGUGAUCUGCUACCUAAAUUUAACGAGCACGCCCAAAUCACCAAAGGUGUUGCCGCAAUUGAAGAGGAACUUAGAGAGCUCAGGCGGAUGCUGAAGAAGGAGAGAGGAUAUACUGAUAAUGGCGUUCUGGACAAAAUAGAGGAUCUGCUAAACAAUGCCAUUUUCAGUGUUAAGGAAUGGCGUGAUACCAUGAGUCUCAAGAAAAUGUCCGAUGAAAUUCAAGGCAUCCUUACCGGAAACGAAAAUGCCAACUUAGAUUAUAUUACCCAAGAGGCUCAAACAUUCUAUACAGCUACCAUAAAAAAGCACGUCGAACAGUGCAUCUCUUCCAUCACCUCCAAACUUAAGACACAGGUAGAAGAGAAAAUCAAAGCCAUCCAAAACACCGCCCUCUCUCAGUUCGCCCAGUCCAAGGCCCGCGCGCUCGGGAAGCUGAAGGCGCUGGUGGAGAAGGAAAACAAGGAGAUCACAAAGAUCAUCCAAAACGAUUCCAACAGCGGGCUGAAGGGGAUGAUGAAAGCAAUGUACGGUGGUGAGUAUCCUAGUAAAACGCGUGAUGACAACAAUAAUUUGCUGAUUAAGCUUAAGAAUGCCGCGUCUCAAUCCACCGCUCAAGUUAAGGAUUAUGCUACAAGAUUCUCAGAUUUUGCAAAUAAAGUGGAAGCGUAUUUCAGCCACGUUAUAUUCCGUGUGUCCAAGGAAAUUAUGAGACUGUUCGAUCUCACAGAGAAGACAAGAGAGCAAAACGUGUAUUACAAUACCGUUAGGAAUACGUUUGGCGGUCUCGAUAAAUUACUAAAACAUCUAAUAGACAAUACAAAUAGGAAACAUAAUUACGACAAUACAUUCUCUAAUUUACUUAGCGAGUUUGAUAAAUUACUUGUCGAUUUGAAUCCCUCAAAUUUCGGUGAGAUCCCAAUGCCUUGCUUGCAAACCGCGAAAAACGCAUUGAAGGCUUUUGUCGGCCAGCUUGACAAGGCCUACCGAAAUAGCUAUUCGGGAGCAGUGAACAUCAACUGGGGGAGCAAAAAAUCCAUGGAUGGCGAAAAAUGCGCAAGGGUCUGCCUUUCAAUAUUGACAACAAUUAACAACGAUCUUGGCAUGUUGAAUUACAAGUGUAAUGGUGGCUGGAGUGCUGAAAAACUGUGCGAAAAGGUGAACGAUAAUGAAAAUCUACUUGGCAGUUUCCUGAAGCGGUGUGGAUUCCGUGUCGCCAAAAAUCAACAAUCCAAGGACGGCGAAUUACAUCAUGAGAGUGAAUGGAAUGGGAACAAAGUUCUUGGAAUACUUAAUGAAACAAUCAAAGAUGCCCAAAACAAACAUCUUAAAGUAUGCAUAUCGAGGUAUGACGAUAUUAAACUCUUUGACAUACUUCGCUGUCUCACUAGCCACCUCACUCAAUAUAAUAAAGUAUGCCACUACACAAUUCCACUUUAUGCCAAACAUCCUUGCAACGCUUUCCAGAUGCUAGUAUGGCUGAAAGGCCUGCAGCAUAAUUCCGCAAAAAGAAUGUUGCGGGACUACUUGCGAAAAUUACACGCGGAUGAAACAGACACAACAUUGCAAAAUGAGUUGUCGCACGUAUGUUCAUCUUCGUUACCCUCCAUAUACACUGCAGCGUAUGAUCUGCUUGUCACCGUGCUAGGCACCGGCGACGCUGCAACGUACUACGCCUGUCAAUAUGGUGACAACACCCUUAAUCUAUACUAUCCGUCGGCUGGAGCAGAGUGCUUCGACAUGCUGCUUGACAUCCUACGUAAAUUAUGUCCUGUUCUUACAUUCCUUCAUGGACAGUGUAGUCUCGGUAAAUCAUAUUUCGGCUGGAAUGAAUGCCAGUUUGGAAACGGUGUCCAAACGUCCGGCUGGCAGUGCGGCCCAGAGGGUGACGAACUACCAACUUCUAAAGUCGAUUGUUCCAUAAGUUCGCCGCUGCACUUAUACCUAACCGACGGCCUUAGGGGUAUGUUACCUCACCACGUAACCGGUGUGGGAUGUAAAUCAUCGUGCAACACCUGUCCCAAAUCCACAAGUGAAAUGCCGUGUAUCACGCCGCUUGGCUUUAGAGGCUUCUCUGGAAGUACGAGGACAGGCAAAGAGCUGUGUAACGUGCUAACCAAACUGUGCGGCAACCAAGGCAUUUUCACACAGCUCUAUUCGUCACUCAACUGCCUUGCUGGUCGACCACCUCAGACGUUGUGUGACAUAUUCACGUUCUACUGUUCUCUAUCGCAAUCCUGGACGUGGAUGUCUGAUAGCCAAGAUGGUAAUAAGUUGCAUCCCGUCCAAGCAGCUGUCUGUAAAGAAAUCACGGACACUGUAUCGUGUGAGUAUGAUGCCAAAGAGCUCCUUAGACCCUGCCGGUACUUGUAUGAGUCAACUAGUCACAGUACACAUAACUUUGAAAAACAGGCCGAUCUCAAAUGUCUUCUUGGCUGUGGUGAUUAUAGUUGUGGCAAUUAUUUCCGAUCGCUCAACGCUACUGCGUACUCCAAGUUUGCACCAAAGCACGCAGGCAAAUACCUUGCUUCGUUGGUCUACAUCUCUGAAAAUAUUGUCACCUUCCUAUCGCGUCUCAUAGAUGCUCUAGCAUCCAUUUCAUGUCAUGAUCACGGUUGUCAUGAAUGUGAUCACUCAGGUAAAUGUCGCAUGGGUAAGCACGGCACGGAAGCUUGUGGAUGCGAAUCCAUCGUUCACUGCAGAGGCCUCAUGCCUACUCUAUACAGCUUUGGGUUGACGUACGGCAACGUCAAAAAGCUACUGAACGGGGACCUAAGAGCAUGUCAGCAACUAAGAGACACACUCGAUAAAGCAAGAAAAUCAGACUUAAUGAAAGAUUUUUAUUUGGACAUUACUAGGGCUUUGGGUAUUUGCUUUGCUCUACCUGCUGCACAUCGCCGUCGUCCGCCUCGACGUGCUGCGCAUACGCUCCCACUUAAAAUCACCUUCAAGCCACCGCAUCGCCGCGCAGUCCCUCCUCGCCGCCGCAAGACUCAAGGCACUUGCCAACGUCAAGUACUUCUCACCGUAAUCGCGCCUUCACGUGUGAUCUGUGUAUCACCCACUCACCCACCCACUCACUCACAUACUCACCCACUCACCCACUCAACCACCCACUCACCCACUCACUCACCCAACCACCUACUCACUCACUCACCCACUCACAUACUCACUCACUCAACCACUCAACCACCCACCCACUCAACCACUCACCCACUCACUCACCACCUAAUCACUCACUCACCCACUCACACAACCACUCAACCACCCACCCACUCAACCACUCACUCACCCACCCAACCACUCAACCACCCACUCAACCACCUAAUCACCCACUCAACCACUCACCCACCCACAUACUCACUCACUCACCCACUCAACCACUCACCCACUCAACCACUCAACCACUCACCCACCCACAUACUCACUCAACCACCCACUCAACCACCUAAUCACCCACUCAACCACUCAACCACUCAACCACUCAACCACUCACCCACUCAACCACUCAACCACUCACUCAACCACCCACUCACCCACUCAACCACUCACUCAACCACUCACCCACUCAACCACAUACUCACUCACCCACUCACUCACCUCCCUCUUUCACUGCUUGCUGGACAGCUUUCGGGUUUUAUUGGUGGGACUGUAGAAGUUAAAAAAGCAUUGUUGAAGGGUUUGCACAGUAAUGUAAAUCAGCUUAGUAAGCUUUUACAAGCAUCUUGCGGAGGUGAGGGGUGUAAUUGUUAUGAUAAGAAUUUCAGUGAUAAGCAUCUUAAAAAUCUUCAAGAGAAAUUUGGAAAAUAUGAUAAAAUUGAGAGACAAUUUGAUAGCCUUAAAAAUGAAAUUGCUGGAAAAAGUAAGGCGUCCGUAGGGACGCCGUCCGGCAUUGAUGCUGAGAUUGCGGAGCAUAAAAAGAAAAUUGAAGAGCUUAAAAAUAAAAUUUUCUCUGAAAGUUCCACGCUUACAAAGCAAAUUACAACUGUAAUUUCCGCUGUUGAAAAGCAAAUUAAGUCACUUGACAAAAAGAAAAAUGAAGUUGAUAACCUUCAACGUCAAGUGAAUGAGCUUAAAAAGAAAAUUGAGGAGGGAAAAAAAAAGAAAGUUGGAGACCUUGAAAGGCUUAAAAAACAGCUUGAAACAUUUGAAGAGCAACUUAAAUCUGCAAAAGAAAAUUUCCCUGAGAAGCUUUCUAAAUCCCUUGACUCUCAUCAGAAGUCUAUGGAGUCUCUCAAAAGUCUACAAAGCCUUUGUCAACAUUGUAAGGAUGUUAGUAAAACACAGAAAAAUGAUGGAAACUGUAAAGAUAUUUUAUCUAAUUUGUGCACAGGCCUCGAAAAAUUUCUCGGCCUUAGUAAUGGUAAUUACACCGGAGAGGGAAUUGUGUACUCGGACCUCGACAGGCUGUGCGACGGGGUGAUGUCUUUCCUUCAUGGAGUUUUAAGUAACAUUCAGCCUAAAUUAGGCCAGCAUAAAGACACUUUAAAUGAUGCACUUACUUCACUUAACAACAAAGAUAAUAAUGGUAUUGCUAAAUACAGGGCGGCGAUAGCCGCGGUGGCCGGUGGUGUACGUACAUAUAAUGUGAGAGUGGCAGCGUCGAAUAAGAGUGUGAAAAGUGUAAUUAAUAAGUUGCGUGAUGAUGUUAAUGAUAAAUUUGUGAAAAGUGUGGAAUACAUAUUGCGUGAAAAAAUUGAUGCGCAGGGGAACAAGAUAGAGCCUACUGAACGGGACGUCACCGACGCCGAAAGGCAAAUUAAUGACAAACUUCAGCAAUGCCGUAAAAAUGCUGAGACAUUUUUCACUAAUUUAGACGUUAGUGACGCAUCACGUAGCACACAUAAAAACGCAAUUUCCGACUUAAAUGCUAAAUUGAAAGAUAAGCUUGAGAGCGUGCGUAAGACAGUGGAGUAUGAGAGUGCGCGGUUGGGGAGGGUGAAGGGGCAAGAAGGGAAGGUGUUGAAAGCAACGGAAGCGGAGAUUAAGAGGGUGUUGGAAGAGCUUCAGACAUGUGUCUGCAGUAAAAUCGAUACUCAAGUGAAAUUGCUUGUUAACAAGUUGAAGGAAGAGAUUAACAAAAUUCUAAAGACACUGAAGAAAUUGAGUGAGGAUCUGAUACAGUGUGUUCACAGGUUAGGAAAGUGGAUUGAGAAGGCGGAUGCCGCCGUUAAGGCGGCGGAGCAGAAACUUAAUGAAAUAAUAGCGCACAUCGAUAGUUCUUCAACCAUAUAUCCUAUGCAGAUUAGAGCGACGGCCGAGCAGAUAAGGACACAGGCUCACUUAGCUCAGGCUGCGGGAGAGGAAGCUAAAAAGCAAGUUGCCGAGAAAGUUAAAGAAGCCCUCACGGCCGUGAAAACGAUGGACGACGAGCUGAAGAAGGAUUUGCACGGGGUGAGGGAGAAUAUCAAAAAGGCGAUUACCAAUUUGGCGAAGACGUUGGAUACUAAUGUGAAGAAGGAUUUAGGGACGUUGGAAAGUGGGAUUAGGAGCGCGUUGACGGAGCAUGUUAAGAAUGUUUUAAAAGCGAUUAAUAAGGAAGUUGAUAAAAUUAAGGGGAAAGAAAAUCCAGGAUCCACAGGCCUGCAUGGGAUCAAGAAUAGAGUGAAGGAGUACGCAGAGAAGUAUGCUAACGGCGGAUUUGACAGUAUAGUUGAUGGGUGGUUGGAGGAUAUAUUGAAAAACAAUAUGGUCGUUAAGAAAUAUUUCUGGCAGUAUGUUGACAUGAGUGGGCAGCAGAAGUUUGAUUCGCAAUAUAUAACCAUUGACGCUAAGGCGGUUGUUUUUAGCAAAACGAAUGAAAUCGCCCCUAUAAUUAAGAAUGCGCUUAAGGGCGUAGUGAGUGCAGCAUUCGAUGCCUUUCAGGAUUCUCAAUUAAAUAGCGACAUUAAACACAAUAUUUCAAAAGUCAAAGGUUCUUGUGAAAAGCUUGCAAAUGAGAUUGAGAAAAGGAUGGAAAAUGACAAUUUUCAUGAGAGUGAUGCGCGUUGCUUUGGCCAUGGCAUUGUCACAGCCAUUGAAGCGAAGGUGGCGCCAAGCUAUAAGGGUAACACUUCUCAAAUUUUUCUUUUCGCCGUAGUCCGUGCCGUUUUAGCCGCUCUCAUCUCCGCCGCCAGGCGUGCUGCUGGGGAUAUCGAAUCAUUCACACUCCAUGACAAGAAUGGACAUAACACAAACGGCGGCAACAUCGCCGCAAUGGUAGAAGCGGCUUCUACGGCGGCGGAUGGUCUGUACAGUAACCUUGAACAGGCACAAACUAAAGGCUCCGGCGCCGCCAUCCUCGCCUCCACCCAGGAUGUGAAUCUUGCAAAAUACUAUGUUGAUAGGGAUGUUGCAGCAGAAGUUGACAAGCAUAUUCCCGGUGAAGGUGAAAGCGGUAUCAAACUUAAUGACAAAGGCCUCAUGCCCCAAUUCCACGAGACCCACCAGAAGCUCCUUAAAGGCCAGAUAGCAAGCGCCACCGGUGGAGGUAGUGACGUGCUCGAGCAGCAGUUGCCGGAGGCAAGUGGUGAGAAAGUCAACCUUAAGGACAACAAAGCAAUUUUCACGAAUUACAGAUCCCACGUCGGACAAGAUAACAUUGACACUCUCACUGACGUCAACGAGCUUGAAGGCACCCUUCCAGACGCGAUCAAGGAAAUCAGGACGCAGGUGACCGCCGCUGUGGGACCACUUGACGGUCUGCAAGCUACACUUCUAGGGUACGCCACCGAUGUCGAAUCGAGGCUCAGUGAACUAUGCUACGCCAUUAAGAACGCCGCGGAACUAGAUCCGAAGAGCGCGAAGAAUAAAUUGGAAGAGUUGAGAAAAACGUACUUUAAGCAGUACGAUUCAAGUAAGCCGGAAGACGUUAAGGAUAGCAUCAACAAAAUCCAUGCUGAACUUGGCCUUGUACGUAGCAAACUACAGGCUGAACCUAUUGCGGAACUUGAGAAAUUCCUCAAAGACGCAGAGACAACUGAAAAACGUUACGUCAAAGAACUCCAGCGACAAGUUACAUCAGAAGUCAACUCCGCCCAAUCCAAACUCACCACCCACGCGCGCAGGCAGUACGUCGAGGCCCUCAAGUUCCUACUCACCGAAUUUGCGAAAAAGGUUGGAAACGAGCUACAUGGAUUGCCGGACAAAAUUGCUGCAGAUUUGCAACAGGGCCAUAAAAAAUUCAUGAAGACGUUCCAUACUUUCCUUACCAAAGUUAAUGGUAUCAAGGAAAUUAAGUCUCACAUUUCGCUCAUCGAUCCUCCGCAAUAUUCGCCGCUGAGCCAGGCAACAAAGAUUUUGAAUGCCGGUUUCGAAAAUUUCUUCCAAAAUUUGCAACUGCAAGAGGAUUUCGCUGAUGACUUCAAGAAAGUUGCGGACUCCAAGGAGUCCUUGGCCAAAUUACUUGAUGGUCUCACAACCUCCGAGCAUUUCGACAACAAAUUCAGUGACAACCUGGAGGAACUUGAAAAGAAAAUCGCAGAAUUCAAACCUUCGAAAUUCGGCGAUGCAAAAAGCCCGUUGCUGCUGGAAGCCUUGAGAAAAGGCUUUACGCCCCUCGUCACUGAGCUCCAGAAUGCUUACAUAAAUAGUUACUCGGGGAGAAAAUGGCAUGAGAGUGAACUGGGACACUACGCGAAAAUAAGUUUGAGCAUAGUUCCCCUUUUAUUUAGCACGUUAAAGGAGCUGAAAGAUGGUCUUGAAAAACCAGGAGGUAAAUGGCAAGAGUAUAAAAUCUACAACUCCUCGGAUCGCAAGUCCAGCUUAUAUGCCCUUUUCCUCCGUGAAAACGGUUACGACGUCGGCCGUCGUCGCAACACCGAACAUGGCGAACUAAAUCACAGAAACAACUUUAAUGGUAGCAGUAUUCUUAGUCAUCUCACAAAGGGAACACAUAAUUUGUUCGCUGCUAGCCAGUCUGUUGACACUUCAUCCGGCGGUGCUGACGAUGACAGUGACCUGCAAGUAGAGGUUGUCACCGAAGAUGGUGUAAUUGAAAAACUGCUUUCCCACCUUAGGCAAUACUUUAGUGUUUGCCACCACAUACAUAAUGAUUCACCUAAACUACCGUGUAAUAUAUAUCAAAUGCUGACAUGGUGUUGCGGCCUACAGUUCAACCCUGUGCUUAACAAACUUAAGGAGCACAUGCCCUCCGAGUUCCUCGUCGAGGAUAAGGCAGACCCAUAUGGCAAAUCAGUUAAGCCCUUUGAAGCGCAUCCAUCCAACUUCGAACACACAGAUAUUGACGAUGGGAUUCAUAAAGUCGCUUCCGAUUCCCACGCUGUCCUCACUGCCAUCUUCGGAUACGGUCACUCAGGCGGCGUGUACGCGUAUGCAUUUAGCACUAAUUCACAAAAAUUACACUAUCCUACUAAUAUGGUACAAUUACUAUGUACGCUGUUCGAAAUCCUCCAACGCCUAUAUCACCAGCUGUAUUUCUUAUACACACAGUGCUCGUACGGAACACAUCUUGGCGGUUGGGAAGACUGCUGGUACGGUCGUGGAGUAGGCGGGUCAGCAUGGGUGUGCAACGAUAACCAAUGCCCUAACCAAACGUGUGACCAAAAGCACAACCAACAUUACCAAUGCGGCGUAAAAUCCCCGUUGCAGUCUUUCCUAGAGGAUGGCCUACAAGGCUUCCUGCCACAUACCCUAUCAUCAACCAACAGCAAAGUCAACUGUGCAACCAAAAGCCAUACCAACGUGCCAUGCAAAACGCCGAUGGGCUUCUCUGAAAUCACUACUGUAGCAUCGCAUAUAAAAACAGGCCAGCACAUAAGAGAUGUUCUUGCCGAUUUUUGCGGCAAAGUGGAAUCACCUCUAACCAAGCUGUGUGCUCAACUUUCAUGCCUUCUCCCUAGUGCUCCCAAAACAUUAGGUGACAUGUUUUCGUUCUUCUAUAGCUUCAUCGUCGGCUGGGGAGGCGACGGUAAGGAACAUAGAAGCGAUGCUUUUUAUACGGCUGUUGCCAAAGCAAAUUUCGGUGGGGCAUAUUUUAAUUUCGAUCCUGCAAUAUUAUUCGGCAAUCCUAAGCAUUCACAUCAAGCUCUCAAUGCCGACCUGCGUAGCCUUGUAUGUAUCAAUAAAUCGGCCGUCACGUGCGGUCCCUAUCUGCAGUCUGUUAAUCAUCACAUCAGCAGCACGUUCUCCAAAAAACACGCCGGCAAUUACCUCUCGUGGGUAGUUUACCUUACCGAAUCAUUCUACGAUUUACUUAAAAAGUUGUAUGAUGACUGCUGUAGUACGUGUGGCGGUGAUAAGCCAAAAUGCCGAAUUGCUAAAUGCCCACAAAACUGCAGUGUUGGAGGGAAAUCGGCUAGCUCAACACACGAUGAGUCAUGUAACUCAAUAGUAAAGUGUCAUCAUACCCGUCCAACACUCUACAAAUAUGGCUUCGUGCAUGAUAACGUGGUGAAGCUGUUUGAGCAGACUAGCAGGAGGACGUGCAGAGAUUUCUGCAACGCACUGAACAAGGUUCUUAACAAGGAAGAGAAAAUAGGCGCAACGCUUGCUGAAUUAAUUUAUAGAACAAUUCCAGCAUUCUUGUUCAAAAUUCGUGAACCUUUCAUCUGGACUCUAGUAGCCCUCUGGUCGCUGUCGCUCCUCUACCUGCUGCACAUCGCCGUCGUCCGCCUGGACGUCCUGAGGAUACGCUCCCACCUGCGCUCGCCCUCAAGCCACCGCAUCGCCGCGCAGUCCCUCCUCGCCGCCGCACGCGUCAAGGCACUCGCCAACGUCAAGUACUUCUCACCAUAA